AUGACCGGCUCAGCAAGCGAAUUCGCCAACACAGACGAGGCGACCGAACCCCUCGACACCAGUAUCAGUCGACCUGACACAUACGCCGCCCACGCAAACGAAUCCGCGAGUCGUAUGCAAGAGAGCAUCGCUCGCCACUUAGAACCAGGUGAUACACGAGCAACCUCCCGCCGAUUGUCCGAUACGCCCGAUUCCGUGCGAAGUCUUUUUCACCGUGAAUCGGAGGGUGAAGAGGGAGGUGAAGAAUCGAAAUCUGUUUUGGAGACUGUGCAUGAGUAUGUGGCGAAGGCUUUAGGUGGUGGGUCAAGAGGUGCAGAGUAG
Penicillium odoratum is the source of this 321-nucleotide messenger RNA. RefSeq names its product transcriptional regulator family: GATA type zinc finger. The transcript has 5 exons. Lineage: Eukaryota; Fungi; Ascomycota; Eurotiomycetes; Eurotiales; Aspergillaceae. Bases 1 to 321 code for a protein of 106 amino acids. The record is from RefSeq and is a predicted model, not a curated record.